Molecule: messenger RNA, 2395 nt
Organism: Lucilia cuprina (Australian sheep blowfly)
Lineage: Eukaryota; Metazoa; Arthropoda; Insecta; Diptera; Calliphoridae
Gene: vg
Product: protein vestigial
Exons: 8
Coding region: 1191-2387 (398 amino acids)
Biological process (GO): regulation of transcription by RNA polymerase II
Cellular component (GO): nucleus
Source: RefSeq, a predicted model, not a curated record
AGUUGAUUGUUAAAAUACAGCGAAUGCGCACGUUUCUUAGAACGGACGGAUUGUUGCAGACGAUUAAUUUGAAUUAUUUAAAUUCAAAUGUCAAAUAUUUCAUAUUCGUACGGUAAAACUAAGGAAAGGAAAAUAAAAAAAAACUAGUUCUGGAACUAACAUUAGUGAAAUGAAAAAUAAAGUGUAAGAAAAGAAGAAAUAUUAUCUAAUUAAAAGCGAUCGAAGGUAAAUAGCAAAAAAAAAAACGCGAUAAUAACUCGCAUGUUUAUAUUCAAACAAUGCGAUCGUCGUGACCGCCGUGGAUCAUAUAAAAUGGGAAUUAUUUUAUAAAUGUUGUUUUAAAAUAAAAGUGAAACAUUACUUUGGAAUUUUGAUAAUGGUGCUAUUGUAAAUGUUUUGAAACAAUAAAAAAAAAACUAUUAAAACAUAACAAACAAACAAAAAAUAUAUAUAUAUAUAUAAACAUUUAAACAUACAGAAGAAAAGAUAUCUCUAGAUACAUGCAACUUCGUAUGUAAAUGUAACAACAAACGGAACGAUGGAUGGAUUUCUUUCCUAGAAUUUAAACUGCUGCGAGUACAACUACAAGAAGAGUUACACGCUUGUAACAAAAUAUAUAAGAAAUUAAAGAAAAUUAAAUAAAAUUAAACAAAAACAUAAAAUUAUUGCCAUAAUUGCAUGAGAGUUAAGUGAAAAUUAAAAAAAUAUAUAUAAAAAAAGAAAAUACACAACACAAUAACAAGAAACCGACCGAAGAUUCCAAAACUCAAAUAAUAAUAAAAAAACAACAACAAAAUAAACAAACAAGUGUUUCCAGAGUUACAACAAUCAACAUUGCAAAAGUUUUUGUUGCUGUUGUUAGUAGCAGCAAUUGUUUUUUUGUUGCAUUAAAUUAAUUGUUAAAUUGAUGAACAAGUUUGUGUGUUUUUUUUAAUUUUCUCAACAACUGUUUAAUAGACCAACAACAACAAUAACUAAAACUUAACAACGUCAACACCAACAACAUCUAGUUAAGAGAUUUGAUCACAACACAUCACAUCUAGAUUAACUAACAAUUCUUUUGAGAAUAGAAUUUAUUAAGGAUACAAACAAACAGACAGGCAGGCAGAAAGACAACGUGUUUCCCUCUGAUAUUUCAAAACUAUAGAAAAAAAACAUCAGAAUUUUGCGCCUCGUUUAGAGAGCCUACAAUGGCAGUAUCCUGCCCUGAAGUUAUGUACGGUGCUUAUUAUCCAUAUUUAUAUGGCCGUGCUGGACCAAGUCGUUCAUUUUAUCAAUAUGAAAGAUUCAAUCAAGAUUUGUAUUCAUCAUCUGGUGUGCAAUUGGCAUCGUCCAGCGCAUCGGGCAGUUCACAUUCACCCUGCAGUCCUAUAUUACCGCCAUCGGUGAGUGCCAAUGCGGCGGCUGCUGCUGUGGCAGCUGCUCACAAUACGGCAGCGGCAGUUGUGGCAGCCGCAGCACAAACAGCAAAUCAGGCCUCAUCUUCCUCUAGUUUAAGUGCAAAUUUACCUUUGAGUGCGGGCAGCAGCGGUAGUAGUGGGGGCGCUGGCGGCGGCGGCGCUGGUGGGGGCGGUGUUGUUGUCGGCUCAAAUGUAACGGGAGCUAUACACGGUAGUGCGGGUGCAAGUCUGAUGGGCAGUAGUAUUGGCAAUACUCUACAUAGUAGAACACAUACCAAAGAAGAGGAUCUGGGUGCGGUACCACGAAAUGAUGCUGAAGCGCGUUUAGUGGGUGCUCAUCAUCAUAAUGAGUCGUCGUGUUCCUCGGGUCCAGAUUCUCCGCGCCAUCAUUCAAUGCAUCAAGGUGGUGGUGCCCAAGCGAAGGAAUUACCCUUGGAUACCACCAGCAUAAAUGCUGGUCAAGGGAGAGCACAAUAUUUAUCAGCCACCUGCGUCGUUUUUACAAAUUAUUCCGGUGAUACAGCCAGUGUCGUGGAUGAGCACUUCUCACGAGCUCUCAAUUUCAAUAAUAAAGAAAGUAAAGAAUCAACCACACCAAUGUCUACUCGUAAUUUCCCACCUUCAUUUUGGAAUAGUAAUUAUGUGCAUCCUGUAACGGCAACAACACAUCCGCAGAUGAGCGAUUUGUAUUCAUCUGAUGGUGGUUAUGCAACAGAUCCUUGGGUACCCCAUGCAGCGGCUCACUAUGGCACUUAUGCACAUGCUGCCCAUGCUCAUGCGGCUCAUGCUCAUGCCUAUCAUCAUAAUAUGGCGCAAUAUGGAAGCCUCUUGCGUUUGCCCCAACAGUAUGGCCACAGUUCAAGACUGCAUCAUGACCAACAGACCGCCCAUGCGUUAGAAAGUGCUGCUGCGUAUUCCAGUUACCCCACAAUGGCUGGUCUAGAAGCUCAAGUUCAAGAGUCCUCUAAGGAUUUAUAUUGGUUUUAAGUACUAUA